Messenger RNA from Pan troglodytes (chimpanzee), 4864 nucleotides. RefSeq names its product tripartite motif containing 67 (gene TRIM67). Gene Ontology annotation, cellular component: cytoplasm. The transcript is spliced from 10 exons. Gene Ontology annotation, molecular function: protein binding; zinc ion binding. The record is from RefSeq and is a predicted model, not a curated record. NCBI's taxonomy places the organism in Eukaryota, Metazoa, Chordata, Mammalia, Primates, Hominidae. The coding region runs from base 914 to 3259 and encodes 781 amino acids.
ACAACUCCUCGGCGCGCCGCGCUGGGAGGCAGCGGCAGCGGCGGGAGGGAGGCGGGGAGGGGAUUCCCGAGCCAGCCGGGCGCUCGCCCUCCGCCCGCCGGCUGCAGCGUCGCGCGGCCAAGGUCAGAGGCGCCGCAGGAGCAGCAGCUGGGAACCAGGGAAGCGGGUCAAUCCCGGCCGCAGGGAGGAAGCCCCAGGGCGCAGUCAGCCGGCGUCCACAGCCGCCGAGGAGGAGGGUGAGCGGCUGUCUCCGGGCCGGUCGGGUCCCGCCGAGGUGGCCGCGGCCCCAGCGACCCGGCGGGUGGCGGCCCAGGGGUCGGCGAGCAGGCAGCUGGAGCCCCACCUUCGGCUCCCGGGCGCUGUCCGCCGCCUCGUGGUGCUGAUCCCAGCCCCACGGCUGAGCGGCCUUCGCACCUGCCUGUCUCACCUCGCUAUCACCCCGAUAAGGAGCUGGGCGGGGGCAGAAGGGGGGCCUCGGGGUAGCCGCCCACCGGAGCCAGGGGCUGAAGCAGCGAGCGCACAGCAGCCCGGCCGCUGGUCCUGGGGUGGAGAGGAGGCGCGCGCUGCAGCCGGCGGCGGCGCUGGUGCUGAUUCAUCACCUAAAGCUCCUCGCAGGCCACCGCGAGGGCAGCCGACCGGCUCCGGACUCUGGCCGCAGGUUGAAGCCGCUGGUGCGGGAGCCUCGCGGGCAGGAGGUGAGGACCCCCUCCCUUCUCUUGCCCCUCAAUCAUCUUAGGGCGGUGGCUACAGGACAGAGAGAGGGGCGUGCCCCUCGGCUGUGAAGUGGGCAUGCCCGUGUGAUGCCCCCGCCCGCCGUCUCACCGGGGCGCACCGCGCUGGUCCUCCUCCGCCAGUCUCCCGAGCUCCGGCCAUUCAUCCCCAGCACAGAGCAGAGCGGGCAGCCGGCGCCGCGAUGGAGGAAGAGCUGAAGUGUCCCGUGUGCGGCUCUCUGUUUCGGGAGCCUAUCAUCCUGCCCUGUUCCCACAAUGUCUGCCUGCCUUGCGCUCGCACCAUCGCGGUGCAGACCCCGGACGGUGAGCAGCACCUGCCCCAGCCGCUCCUGCUUUCCCGGGGAUCGGGGCUGCAGGCGGGCGCCGCCGCCGCUGCCUCUCUGGAGCACGACGCUGCGGCUGGCCCGGCCUGCAGCGGUGCAGGCGGGAGUGCAGCUGGCGGCAUCGGCGGCGGUGCGGGAGGUGGCGGAGACCACGCGGACAAGCUCAGCUUGUACAGCGAGACAGACAGCGGCUACGGGUCCUACACCCCGAGCCUCAAGUCCCCCAACGGGGUUCGCGUGCUGCCCAUGGUGCCCGCACCACCCGGCUCCUCGGCUGCGGCGGCUCGGGGUGCCGCCUGCUCCUCGCUGUCCUCGUCUUCGAGCUCCAUCACGUGCCCGCAGUGCCACCGCAGCGCCUCCCUGGACCACCGCGGCCUGCGCGGCUUCCAGCGCAACCGGCUGCUCGAGGCCAUCGUGCAGCGGUACCAGCAGGGCCGCGGGGCCGUGCCGGGGACGUCUGCAGCCGCGGCGGUGGCCAUCUGCCAGCUGUGCGACCGCACCCCGCCAGAGCCAGCAGCCACGCUCUGCGAGCAGUGCGACGUCCUCUACUGCUCUGCCUGCCAGCUCAAGUGCCAUCCAUCCCGGGGACCCUUCGCCAAGCAUCGCCUGGUGCAGCCGCCGCCGCCGGCGCCCGCCGAGGCAGCCUCCGGGCCCACUGGCGCCGCCCAGGGCGCCCCCAGCGGAGGCGGCGGCUGCAAGAGCCCGGGAGGCGCGGGGGCCGGGGCGACUGGGGGCAGCACGGCCCGCAAGUUCCCCACGUGUCCCGAGCAUGAAAUGGAGAACUACAGCAUGUACUGCGUGAGCUGUCGAACCCCGGUGUGUUAUCUGUGCCUGGAGGAGGGCCGGCACGCCAAGCACGAGGUGAAGCCGCUGGGGGCCAUGUGGAAGCAGCACAAGGCACAACUAUCUCAGGCCUUAAAUGGAGUUUCAGAUAAGGCAAAGGAAGCAAAGGAGUUUCUGGUUCAGCUAAAGAACAUAUUGCAGCAGAUCCAGGAAAAUGGACUGGACUACGAAGCCUGCCUGGUUGCUCAGUGUGAUGCCCUUGUGGAUGCUUUAACUCGUCAGAAAGCCAAGCUGCUCACCAAGGUGACUAAAGAGAGGGAACACAAGUUGAAGAUGGUUUGGGACCAGAUCAAUCACUGCACACUGAAGCUGCGCCAGUCCACUGGACUGAUGGAGUACUGCCUGGAGGUGAUCAAGGAGAACGACCCCUCCGGGUUCUUACAGAUCUCAGAUGCUCUGAUCAAGCGCGUCCAGGUGUCUCAGGAGCAGUGGGUCAAAGGCGCCCUGGAGCCGAAAGUGUCUGCGGAGUUUGAUCUGACUUUGGACAGCGAGCCGCUGCUGCAGGCCAUCCACCAGCUGGACUUCAUUCAGAUGAAAUGUAGGGUGCCACCCGUCCCCCUACUGCAGCUGGAGAAAUGCUGCACCCGUAACAACAGCGUCACGCUGGCCUGGAGGAUGCCACCCUUCACCCACAGCCCCGUGGACGGCUACAUCCUGGAGCUGGAUGACGGUGCCGGGGGACAGUUCCGGGAAGUGUACGUCGGUAAGGAGACUUUGUGUACCAUCGACGGUCUUCACUUCAACAGCACCUACAACGCCCGAGUUAAAGCUUUCAACUCUUCUGGUGUCGGGCCUUACAGUAAAACUGUCGUCCUGCAGACGUCCGAUGUGGCCUGGUUCACAUUUGACCCCAACUCUGGGCAUCGGGACAUCAUUUUAUCCAAUGACAACCAGACGGCCACCUGCAGCAGCUAUGACGACCGGGUGGUGCUGGGCACAGCUGCAUUCUCCAAGGGCGUGCACUACUGGGAGCUGCACGUGGACCGGUACGACAACCACCCAGACCCCGCCUUCGGGGUGGCCAGGGCCAGCGUGGUCAAGGACAUGAUGCUGGGCAAGGAUGACAAGGCCUGGGCCAUGUAUGUGGACAACAACCGCAGCUGGUUCAUGCACUGCAACUCCCACACCAACAGGACGGAAGGUGGUGUGUGCAAGGGGGCCACCGUGGGUGUGCUGCUGGACCUGAAUAAGCACACUCUCACCUUCUUCAUCAACGGGCAGCAGCAGGGCCCCACAGCCUUCAGCCACGUGGACGGGGUCUUCAUGCCAGCACUCAGCCUCAACCGCAACGUGCAGGUCACCCUGCACACAGGAUUGGAAGUGCCGACUAACCUGGGGCGGCCAAAGCUGUCAGGCAAUUAGCCCCGCUCCAGCUCGGCACUGCGCCUGUGACAGUGACAUUCACAGGCAAAGCGCCCACCAUUCUCACUAAGCUCAAAUAACCCACAAAAGCAGGAUAUGCAAAUCAUGGGUGCAACCUGGCAGCGUGGAGUGUCAUAGAAACACAUUUUCUUGGGGACGCAGGGAAUGGGUCCACGGGCCAUGCUCACAGCUGCCACUCUCAGUGGCAAAGGAAGGUACGUGUGUCACCCUUAUUCCACCCAGACAUUACGAACACUCCCCAAGAAGGACCUUUCUCAAGGGAGUCAGCAUUCGGGCUUCAUGUCUAUGUUUCCUGCCAUCUGUUUUCAAAGCUUGUCUUUUUUUGGAGGGAGAGGAAGGUAGACUUUGAGACUGGCCUCCUGAGAGCGGCAGUCAGGAGCUGCGCUGUAAUCCCACGCUCCGGGUGUUGGCCCUCCGUGGGGACCUUGCCUCCUCAGAGUCCCGAGAUUGCAGAUUCUCAUCAUGCUGAGAAAGUUAUAUUCUAGCUUCUUGGUCCUAGAGUCUUUAGUAGCACCUGCCACUUGCAGACCCAAUGCAGGAUUGAUAGAAAGGGACAUUAAUCAUUCAUGCUUGACUUUUGCCUCUCUCACUGAAGUGUUAGAACCUUUUAAAAUGGCUUCCUUUAUUAAUCAGCCAAUUGUGUUCUCUCUCUCUCUCUUCCUCCAUACUUCAUUUCUUCUCCCUCCCUCCUUCUCUUUCUCUCUUCUUCUCUCUCUCCUUCCCUCCCUCCUUUGCUCUCUCUUUCUUCCUUUCCUCCUUCUCUCUCUUACUUUCCUCCAUCCCUGCCUCUUUCUUCCCUCUUUCGCUCUCUUUCCCUCCCUCCUUCUCUCUCUCUCUCUCUCUCACACACACACACACACAGGCAUGACAGUCUCCUAAAAUUAAUUCACUCAGUUCUUAGUUCUUAAAUCCACGUGAAAACACAAGAAUUUUAACAACUAUGUCAUAGGUCUUCGCCUGGUGAUGGCUCCUUUCUGAAACUGGCAGCCCAAGAAGUUAACUGAAAAUGCAUCCAGAUUGCUCUUCUGAGCUGAACCACUCUCAGACUCAUAAGCAUUUAAAAUGGGAGACCCUGGGAAAGCCUGUUCUAGUCAGUCCACCCUAUUGUCAUUAUGAAAGCAUCAUGAACACAAGUGGCCCCUGUGGCAGGCCGGGAUGGCUCUGCCCUGAUGCGGUGGGCGGGAUCUCUGGGGAAGGCAGGAAAUAGAAGGGCAGUAUCAGGUACCUUGUCUCCCAGCUUCCCACUGUGAGACUGGGUGUGCCGAGUCUGACCUGCCAGGGCGGGACUCUGGAAACACCAGGCUUCUCCCUUGAGAUCCACAUUGAUUCAUCCACACCUCUCAGAGACAGCUCACGGCAGGGGUUUUGAGCCUGCCAGGCUCUUGUUCCCAGGGAACCCUUCCUCUCCUCCCUCCUCUCAUCUUCCCAGUCACCUGCCACCUCCAGCUCCACCUGGUAGUAACAUUUCUCUCUCCUUUUAAAAAGAAUAUAUUUUGUCAAGCAUUUUAUUUCUGAGGCUGAGAAGUGACUUGUCAAUUUGCUGGACUGGAUUUUUAUAAAACUCGCCCCAUUCACCGGCACCAA